Molecule: messenger RNA, 2053 nt
Organism: Vitrella brassicaformis
Lineage: Eukaryota; Vitrellaceae
Source: the annotation of a GenBank genome assembly
GCUAGCUAGCUGAAAUGAAAGUAGUCAACGCCCUCCUCCAGCUCAAGAGACGACAAAUACGACUCAAACUCACCACCUGACACGGCCACCAAUCAACCAGGAGGCAGGCCAACACUCAACCCAUUCCUGCCUGCGGCAUUCCAAUCGGUUCACCUGAGGAAGCGGCCGAACCAUACCUACCGGUGAGCAUGUACUUGACGCACGUGACCAGCUUGAGCGCGCCCACAUUCACCUUUCCCUCCGGCGUCACCAAGGGAGGCGGCUCUGCUGAUGGGCUGCUCGGUGGCCGGGUGCGUGUCAUUGCCCGCAGUGCGGUCCAGUGCAAAAUGGGUAUGCGUCGGUUGUUAUCAUCCUUGUCGACAUACACGACCCGAGCCAGCUUGACGGGAUCGACGUCGUAGAAAGCAUGCACCUGACACACAAGGCAACACACACAGACACACACACACACACACAGUGGGUGACAGUCGGUAGGCCGCACCCAUGCAUGAAAUCACCUUUCGUCGGUUGUUGAGUGAGAGCGACCUGAGGAGUCUCUUGCCCUCCCUGCCCACGUUCCAGAUUCCGAACGCCCGCCAGUGGUCCAACACACACAACUCAAACUCACGCACCCUGCACACCGACACACACACACUGGUGCCUACGUCACGUCACGUCGCGUCGAGGCAUGGCUUGCCUGACGUCCCAGAUGUCCCGCGCGUCGACACGGAAUGAGGUGCACUCAGGGUGGUACCGGUAGGUCAGCAGACACUGCAGUGAGUGAUGGAAAGACACGAUGCUUGAUGCAUUUCGCGUAUGGAUGUAUGUGUUCAUUGCGGCCGCCACACCUGGUCAACGACGUGCAGCCCUCCCCCCUGCCGCAGGUGCUGGUACAGGAAGAUCAGAUCCUCCGGAGCAGCACGCUCGGCAUCCUUCUAACACAUAGACACCAUACACACACCACAGCACAGCGCACGAAACGAACGAAACGACUCAGCUUCCCUAGCGAUCUCCUUUGCCACUGACUCGUUCUUCUCACAGUGAAGCCGCCCACACGAUCAAAGACCUGACGGUGGCUGCAGCAGGACACACACAGCAUGCAACCGUGACUUUGGCGGGUUGCGCCUGCCGCUCACCAGAACCAGGUUGGCAUGGCGACAGGGCACUCGCGGAACCUCUGUGUGUAGACCGACUCAGGACCUAGACUGUUCAGCCUGACAGACGCGCCCACGCACCCAAGAAAACGAUGACAACCAUCACUGUUAUAUUCUCCGUGUAUGUGCAGCUGACCAUUCCGCAUAGCGCCCUGUCGAGCCCGGAGGCCACCUGCGAUGAAAGCGAACAGAAACAAACUGAUGCCAGCCUGUCUGUCCGUCUGUCUGUCUGCAGAUCGGGUCUGACCUCUCAAAUCUCGACCCGACGAUAGACCACUGCAGGUGCUGCGCUGCCGCGUGCUGACACACACCACACCACACCACACAAACACACGUCUGGCUGUCAAGUAGUGGUCUGCAGUGCCUUCACACACCUGUUUCUCAAUUCGUUCAUUCUUCAUGAUAUCAUCAGCGUCUUGGAAGCAGAGAAACCGACCGCGGCUCAGAGCCACUGAGAAGCAGCACAGCAACCAUCUGCCACUGAUGGAUGGAUGAAUGGAUGGAUGGAUGGAUGCGCAGCCACCGACCUGCUCUGUUCUUUGCACAGCCAACUCCUCCCGAGUGGCCAUCGGUGUUGUGUGAAGCUGUUGUCCUGAGCCCGGCCUCCUGCAGGCGGGGCACCCACUGUGUGAUCAUGCCUGCAGUGCCGUCGGUGCUGCAGUCGUUGUAAAGCACCUGAUAACGCGAUGAUGAGUCAAAAGCAACAAGCACGACGGAUCUCUUGUGCGCGAGCCCACCACUUCGAUGGAGAGGUGACGGAGCGCUGUCUGUGCGACGAUGGACUCGAACAGUUCAUCCAGGAACGCCUCUCCGUUCUUGAUGGGCACGAUGAUGCUCACUUCAACGUCAUCACCCAUCGCCGUCGGCUCUCUUCAGGUGUAAUCAUUAGAUGCGGGACGGACCACGAGUGUGAUUUGUUU